CGAAGCAAGUGAAGUGUAUAAAGAGGCGUGCUGCGCAGCUACAGAACGGCCUUUCUCCAGUAUCGACAGCAACGGGAGACUUCGUGCAUACUUCGCCUCUCGCAACAUCAUUCAAUAUAUCUCUGUUCGACCUUAUCCAUCAUGGCCCCCAGACUCUUCAAGGGAAUGGCCCUCGCAGGCCUCGUCUCCGCCGUCGCGGCUUGCUCGACCGAAUCAGACGUGACGGUCACCUUCUAUGGCUAUCCUGACAAUGAUCCCCCAAGUGCGGACAUUGCUUAUGACUGUGGCCGUGGAUACACUGCUGGUGGUACCGGUACCUACAGCGACCCCUUGACCUUCGCUUCCGCGUCUGGCGAGUUUGAGCAGUGUGAGAUCAUCUAUCUUCCCUACCUGAAGAAGUACCUUCGGUACGAGGACGAAUGCGCCCAGUGUACUACGGACUACAAGUCCGGCAAGUUGCACAUCGACAUCUGGACUGGCUCCAACUCCGACGGAGGCGACACCCAGAUCGACUGCGAGGACAACUUGACUCCCGACUCCCAGUCGAUCGUCCUCAGCCCGGCGAGCUCGUACACCGUCGACUCUACCGCGCUUUUCGCCAAUGGCAAAUGCUACACCUCCAACACCUACAGUGGUGCUGAGGCGUCGACCUACUGCUCUUCUUCGGGAUCCGGCAGCAGCUCCAGCUCCGGCUCGUCGUCCUCUUCGUGCUCUUGGUCGGGUCACUGCGCCGGUGCCACCUGCUCCACGGAGAAUGAUUGCUCGGAUGAUCUCACCUGCCAGAACGGCAAGUGUGCGUAACUCGAGUCUGCUUUCGAGUUCUACUGUAACAUCAGUGCGUUGUGCAGCGGCUAAAUUUGAGAUUCAGAGAGAGUUUGGACGGUGAACGAACUGAGGGCGUGGCACAUGUAUCAAUAGACGCAUAAGCUUAUUUGUCGAAUUGAUUGGUCUAUCAUAUUGAGAAGCUCCAUCUCAAUGUACGGGUAGCAU
Molecule: messenger RNA, 990 nt
Organism: Aspergillus uvarum CBS 121591
Lineage: Eukaryota; Fungi; Ascomycota; Eurotiomycetes; Eurotiales; Aspergillaceae
Exons: 5
Coding region: 142-801 (219 amino acids)
Source: RefSeq, a predicted model, not a curated record